CCUCCUCCCCCCCGCCCCCCCCCUCCUAAGCGCAUCUCACAGGGAGACGUGCACAGGCACCGAGCCCACAAUACGGCGCCCAAGAUGGCGGCCGUCCACGAAGCCGACCUCGGCUCUAGAGAUGCCCUCCCGGCGCAUGAGAUCAUCGAGUUGGUGCUGGAACACUCGCGUGCCGGCCGCCCAUAUCAAGUCCUCGGCCUGGAGGCACCGCUCUUGUGGGACCAGCCCCCCUCGGAUGCCGCCGUCCGGCUUGCCUUCCUUGGCCGGUCGCGCCUCAUCCACCCGGACAAGUGGUACCCACCGCCUCACGCCCCGCUGACCAUCCGCCCGGGGGCUUUUCCCUCCUCCCGUCCGCCUCUGCCCUGGUCCGCCCGUAGGUGGGACAGCCGACAGCAGGCCGGUUUUUAACCAUCUCCCUCCCCUUGACCCGCCUCCUGUGCGGCGCCUUCCCCCCCCCCCCCCUUCGGACGGGGCUUUGCCGGGGCAGCUCGCACCCCGAAGCCACUGCCGCCUUCCAGGCCUUGAGUCAUGCGUACAACGCCGUGGCCGAGGGCGGCUCAAUUGGCGGCGCGGCCGAUGCGGCGGACCUCCUGUCCUUUCAGUUCCCCCGGCCGGCGGUGUUCCGUCGCGCCACGGACCUGUAUCCCCUGAUGUCCGGCACUCUGGCCACGGUGCGUGUGUUGUUGCGUGAUCGGACCCUGCAGGGACAGGUGGCCGGCCGGAGCUCCUCGGCGGCAGGGCCCAUGGGCACGUCUUUCUUCGCGCCGGCGGCCGGUGGAAUGUCCUCGGCCGCGGCCGCUGUCCAUGCGGCUGCCGAGGAGGGCUUCGGGCCUGGGGGGCGCUUCUUCUCCGCGGCUACUGCUGCCGCUGCUGCCGAGGGACCAUUCCCAGGGGCGGACCAUCCGGCGCGGCGGCAGCCGAAGCUGGGCCAUGGGUCCGGCAGUUCGGCCGAGGCAGAUCCCCCUCCGGCCGAUCGGUCCCUGCUGGCGGCCAUGGCAUCGAUUCUCCUUGCCCGGGUACUUGGCUUGUUGCUCGACUUGCCGCUGGUGCAUCGGGUAGUGGCCCGGCCGCCACAGCUCCAGCGGCCAGCCGAUGUCACCGGGACCGCGGGAUCUAACCAUUGGUCGGACGAUGUGUCACUCUCGAUCGAGGGUCUCUUGCGUCUGCUCAUCCGCGAUCGCCGGCGCCUGGUGGCCGCACGCCGGCACACAUAUGCAGCCAACUCGCCCCAUGUCGACCUCAGUCAGCCUGGUGCCGUGUCUGCCUUCGGCCAGGAGCGCCUGCGCGUGGUGGCCGCCUUCUUGAUGAUGCUCUCCCGGGUGGAUCACCCCUUGGCAUUGUCCGAGCCGAUGCUCGAGGAGGAUGAGGAUGCCCUGGCCGGAGGGCACCGGCCCCGGGCGGCGCCCUGCGACUGUGACUUCCUGGCUGCCAGCAAGGCACACCGGUGCUCCGAAUGCCCGGCACAUGGGCCCUCAAACCGGGGUACCUCCUGUCCCAGCUUCUUGCGCGACUUUGUGCCCUGCUCCGAGGAGCAAUGUGCCCUUUUUCUCAACCUACCCAUGGCCGACCCUCGUAGCAUGCAGCAUUUAGAGGCUGUGCGCCUGGGCGGCCUGGCCGAGGGGUUGCCCGGGUUCCCGGUCACCCGCGGCGGCGCGACCGCCGACAGCGACGAUGCCGGGGAAGAGCCGGGAGGGCACUUCCCCGGGCUGCUGCACGGCCGCUGGAGGCGCUUCAUCGCGCGCUGGCCACUUGGCAUCGUCCUCCUGGCCAUGCGUCUUUUGCCGGCCAUCGACCAGCCCUGCCGGGUGACUCUGCACUUCGGGCUGCGAGCAGUCCGCCAAGUGUUGGCCGCGUAUGCAUCGGUGCACCUCCUAUGUGCCGGGGUGCUGGCGCAGUUGACAUCGCUCCCCUCGCGCGGCCGAUCCCAGCUCCAGUCCUUGCGCGGCAAGCGUGGCUGGCUGGCCACGGUCGACCGGGCCUGGCCGGGCCGCCCGGGGCCCGAGCCAACCGGGUACGCCUCGGCCCGCGCGAGCGAUGCCCUGGCCGGCAUCGGGCGCCUUCUCGCCAGCACUCUGUCCGCGAUGAUGGCCCUAUUUGUGGCAGUCUCGCUGGAUGCCGUGGUAUAGGACACACAUUCGCGGGCACACAUCCCCUGUGCCCACAUACACACACACACACACA
Messenger RNA from Fonticula alba, 2181 nucleotides. RefSeq lists its product as hypothetical. The transcript is spliced from 3 exons. Bases 651 to 2126 code for a protein of 491 amino acids. NCBI's taxonomy places the organism in Eukaryota, Rotosphaerida, Fonticulaceae. The record is from RefSeq and is a predicted model, not a curated record.